AAAAAGAAGAUCAAGUCAGCCAAUGGCUAACGACAUUACUAACUGUUAAUUAUCUGUCAAACCAAUCACAAGAGGCGUUGGUGCUAAUCCCACUUUAGCGGGUACACUUUCGACAAAGAGGUUCGAUCAUUACUCGAUAGCAAAGCGAAGUUUACAAGCGUCGUUUGGUAAACAGAAAGUAUGUGCGAUUAAAAGUACGGGCUGAAACCGACCCGCGGAUUUGUUUGUCUAGUAAUCUGUGUCAUAAAAAACAACAUGCGGGCUUUUCUUCUGUUUCGUUGUUUUCUUACUUCGCUUACUUUUUGUUCACAAUGCUAGCUAGCUAACUAGCCAGCUAAUGCUAACAGCAGAUAAGUAGAACAUCAUUUUAAUGGUCCAUCGUGGCGGAACGUUGUCCUCUCUGGUCGUCACGUUAAACAGCACAUAAACAAGAGCAGAAAGCACCAUCUUUUUUGGAUGGCAGUUGCCCCUUCCUGGAUGGCGGAUAAGAUCAUAGUCCUUGAUGAGGAUGACGAAGAGGAGAGUCCUCAACCCUCCUGUGCUGCCUCCUCCACCUCGUCCUCUAAGCAACAAGCCAAACGUGUAUCACCACUCAAAGCUGCGCAGACUGCUCCUACCCACAUUACCCAGUCCCCUUUUGCUUCAGCAAAGACGCUGACUCAUGUUCUGCAGGCAGAGAAUGAAAAGUUGUUCGCUGAGUUUGUGGAACACUGCUCAGCUCUCACCCAGACGUGCCCCGAGGUCUUGACCUUCCUCAAAACCAAACAUGCCAAGGCCUCCCCUGACUAUCUGAAAUCCGUGGAGUUCAGGAACACCUUGGGGCGAUGUUUGACUCGCGCCCAGGCCAGCCAUUCCAAAACCUUUGUCUACAUCAGUGAACUGUGCACUGCACUCAAGCAGCAUGCACUCAAGCGGAGGCUGACCCUCAACACGGUUAACCCCGGGCCCUCUACCUCAACAUCAAGCUCUGUCUCUGCCGCGCUCAAAAGGGAAGACAAGGCUGAAUUUAAGAGGGAAGAGGAUGGAUUGAAUACAACAGCAGAAGAUAAGCAACCUUCCACCUCAGGGCUGCAGGAUGGCAGUGAUAAGGACGCAGAGAAAAAGGCAACGAGGGCAUCCAGGAAACAGAUAGCGUACCUGGAGAACCUGCUGAAGGUGUACAACGACGAGAUCUGCCGCCUGCAGCAGGCUGAGCUGAGCUUAGACGACCUGGGAACUGAGGACUCCUUAUACAUCCAGGAACACAAGCUCAAACGCAAGAUGAUAAAGAUUUAUGAAAAGCUUUGUGAACUAAAGAACUGCAGCACGCUAACGGGCCGAGUCAUUGAGCAGAAGAUCCGCUACAAUGGCACUCGUUAUCCUGAGAUCAACAGGAAGAUUGAACGUUUCAUCAACAGUCCUGAGGCGCUGAGGAACCCUCCAGAUUACCCAGACAUCCUCCAGCAGGUGCUGCGUGCCAAUGAGCGCCACAAUCUGUCCCUGAGCCGAAAACAGCUGAACCAGUACGCCCAGGAGGCUUUCAGGGAGACCGGGAGCAAAAUCCAGGAGAGACGUCACCUGGACCUGGUGUACAACUUCGGCUCGCGCCUCACAGACCCCUACCAGCCUGCCACAGACCCGGCUCUGGCGGACCCGUCACUGCUGCGGAAGCUUCGGGCGAAUAGAGAAGUGGCUCUGUCCCGUCUGGAAGAGGUCAUCACUAAGUUUGCCGUCAAACAAGACGACACGGAGGAGCAUGAAAGGGCCAAACGACUGGAGAAAGACAGCAAGGAGAAAGAGGCCCACAAAUCAGAAAACGGAGAAGCAAAAAAAGGGGUGAACGGAGUGGCGGAGGAGGAGGAAGAAGAAGAAGAGGAAGAUGACGACGAAGAAGAUGAAUCAUCAGACCCAGACAUCGAGGAAGAAAUCGAGGCCAGCACGCAGCAGGAUGGGCCAGACGAUGACGCGGAUGACGACAGCAAUGAGGCAGAACCAGCAUGUGAUGAUUCCAACAAGGAGGAUCAGACGGAUCAGCAGACGAGAAGUGUUUCUCCAGGGGAUGAAGGGAGCACGAAAGAUGAGGACGAGGAGCCAGUCACAAAUGGACUCAGUCCUCUUACUGAUGACAGCGCGUCCCUAAUCUCUCCGCUGUCGCACAAGCCCUCCCCUAGACAGAGUCCCAGCCAAUCAGAGCCCGUGCAGACAGACAACCAGACGCCGUUGUCUAAUGGUAAACCUGCAGGAUCAGAGGAUGAUUCCUCCAAUCACGUUCCAGUCGCGCUUGUAAGCACCAUCAAAGACGCUAAGGACUCGGCCAAUGGAGUGUCUUUGCCCCUGUCCCCAGCGGUCGGCCAAGAAAACUGUGACACACAAACUACCAAUGGAACGUCGCCGCCGCCGCCCAGCCCCAAGGCCACGAAGAGCAGGAAGAGGAAGAGGGGGGAAGAAACAUCAGGGAACUCCGAAAAGCACAUAAUCAUCCAUGACAGUGAGCUAGAUAUCCCUCUGGAUAUGGGCGUUUUCAACUGCGACUCUCCGCAGCAGGCAGAGUCGACCCGAGCAGACACACCAACCCGGGAAAUGGUCAGCAGUUCCCAGUCAACACCGCCGCCAAAGAAAAACAAGGUUAACGUGGCCACCCAGUGUGACCCGCUUGAGAUCAUCGUCCUGUCAGACUCUGAAUAACCUUUAACCUCUGAACUCCAAGACUCUUCCACAUCUCGCCUGUAUUCUGGGACAGGUUUCCUGAAAGGACGCAUUUUCUAAGGACUGUCUCUGUCUGCUGUCUUGUAAGGAGAGGAGAAGAAAAAAAAAUACAUUUUUUCCAAACAACAAUUGUGAAAUGUCUGUUAUAAUAACGAUCUUUUUUUGGAGCUUUUUAUGGCCUUUAAUCGACAGGAUAGCUUGAAGACAGGAAAGGAGAGAGAGGAGGGACGACACGCAGCAAAGGGCCACGGGUCGGAUUCAAACCCGGGCCGCAGCCUACAUGGGGCGCACACUCUACUGGGUGAGCUAGAGGUCGCCCCAUAAAUAAGAUCUCCACAGUAAAUGACAAGUUUUUACGAAAUAUAAAGCUUGGCUGUUGAAGACAGUGACAACUAUGAAUUUAGUAACUUGUGUCAAUUGAUUACAUAUUACCAAACGGAAACCGAGUUAAGUGUUUUUGUAAAAGACUUUAAAAAACAGAACAAAUCAAGGAGUCUUCUGUUUGUGCUGUAUUCCCUAGAGAAUACAGCUGCCGUUUAGUCUGACCAGGUAAACGUCGACUGGUGUUGACCACGGAAGUCUCUCCCUUUUCUGCAGUCGAGACUAUUGGACGAUCCAAGCAGGCGAACGUCUGUCACCGUGUUCCCUGCCUUCAGUGCAACAUUUUAGUUGGUGGAGGUUUUUUGCUUCUCUGAACGCAGACCUAAAAACACAUAUCUUGAAGUGAUUGUCCCUCAAAUUAAAGAUUUGUUAGUGGGAUUUAGGUAAGAACCCAGUGCCUGAAAACACGUGCUGUGCAGCCGGACGCGUGGCCCAGACGGGGAGUUUUGUUUUCACAGACUGGCAAAAGCUUUGUAAGCUCACUGCCAGUUUGGUUACAUUUAUAUAAUAAAACAAACGCAUUUCUUUUCAUAAAGGACAGAGUGGAGGUAGUGGUUUGUGUGAAGGUAAUUUGGGAGGACAUUGUUUUAAUUGGUAUUUAUGAUGCAUUGAUGCUGAGCUGUGUGGUGGUUUGUUCUCUAUUGUCAGCCAAAUGUGUAGACCGCAGCAGUGACAUUGGAGCCUAACAUUUUUUAAUGUUUCUUUUAAUGUUGCUUCUCAAAACGUAUUUCUAUUUUCAGGUUUAUAAUGUAUAAAGUAUGUUUCUAUUUUUAUUCAGACUUUCGUCUGCUGCAGGAUAGCUGGAUAGUUUCCAGAUGGCU
Molecule: messenger RNA, 3887 nt
Organism: Etheostoma cragini (Arkansas darter)
Lineage: Eukaryota; Metazoa; Chordata; Actinopteri; Perciformes; Percidae
Gene: daxx
Product: death-domain associated protein
Exons: 11
Coding region: 457-2664 (735 amino acids)
Molecular function (GO): histone binding
Source: RefSeq, a predicted model, not a curated record